CCUCACCUCUCUUCACACAGCCACACAAAGCCGCCAUUGUUAACAACCUUCACCAUUUCUCUUUCUCAUUUUUCUCGAAUACCCUUUUCUUCAUUCUUCUCAAAUGGCUCUUUCUUGUUCCAAAGUUUCAAUUUUUUCACUCUCACCUAUCAUGGGUCAUGGUGCCAAAAACCUCACUUUUUCUUCAUCUUCUUUCAAUCUUUCUAAAGAAGGUGAUAGAAAGAAAGAUUUGAAGAUGUUUGCUGCUUCUGCAAAUGCACCAACAACACUCACUGGUGUUAUCUUUGAACCCUUUGAAGAAGUCAAGAAAGAUAUUCUUGCUGUUCCUAUUGCUCAUAAUGUUUCUUUGGCUCGUCAGAAUUUUCAAGAUGAAUCUGAAUCUGCUAUCAAUGAACAGAUUAAUGUGGAAUACAAUGUUUCCUAUGUGUACCACUCUUUGUUUGCAUACUUUGACAGAGACAACGUAGCUCUCAAGGGACUUGCCAAGUUCUUUAAGGAAUCUAGUGAAGAAGAAAGAGAGCAUGCUGAAAAGCUUAUCAAAUAUCAGAAUAUUCGUGGUGGAAGAGUGGUGCUGUACCCUAUUGUGAGUCCUCCCUCAGAAUUUGAUCAUGUGGAAAAGGGAGAUGCAUUGUAUGCUAUGGAAUUAGCACUGUCUUUGGAGAAGUUAGUGAAUGAGAAACUUCUGAAUCUUCACAGUGUGGCUGAUCGUAACAAUGAUCCUCAAUUGGCCGACUUCAUUGAGAGCGAGUUUUUGGAUGAGCAGGUUCAAUCGAUUAAGAAGAUAUCAGAGUAUGUGACACAACUGAGAUUAGUCGGAAAGGGUCACGGUGUGUGGCACUUUGAUCAAAGUCUCCUCCAUUGAUUAAGACUAUGAAGAAGUUACAUGUUGUUUUUACAUUGGAAUAGUAAUAAAUGUGUCUCCUUGGUGAUUUUAGAAUUGUAGAAGCUGUGUGUAAUAUUUUAGCUGCUAGUAAGUAACAAGUAUGUGUAGAACAAGACAUGGUGCCAUUAUCAUCACAGUUUGUAGCUUGCAACAAUUUUAUUGUUUAGAAUAUGAAAAUGACUGUUGGCUGUUAGUAGUUUCAA
Molecule: messenger RNA, 1086 nt
Organism: Trifolium pratense (red clover)
Lineage: Eukaryota; Viridiplantae; Streptophyta; Magnoliopsida; Fabales; Fabaceae
Product: ferritin-3, chloroplastic
Exons: 8
Coding region: 104-862 (252 amino acids)
Biological process (GO): iron ion transport; intracellular iron ion homeostasis
Cellular component (GO): cytoplasm
Molecular function (GO): ferric iron binding; ferrous iron binding
Source: RefSeq, a predicted model, not a curated record